Molecule: messenger RNA, 300 nt
Organism: Plasmopara halstedii
Lineage: Eukaryota; Oomycota; Peronosporomycetes; Peronosporales; Peronosporaceae
Exons: 2
Coding region: 1-300 (99 amino acids)
Source: RefSeq, a predicted model, not a curated record
AUGAAGGAUCGUGCGUCUGUCGAUGAUCUGUUUUAUUUGUCGGACUUCCAUCUCGAAGACAUCAAGAUUUUGCUUACUAGUAAAGACGUCUACCACUGGUAUGAUUUCGUGAAAAAGAAUGGAGGCGAUGCAGCCAAGCUUUUGCAAUCUUCGUUGUUUAAAAUGUCUUGGCUGUCUGAAGAAAAUGUAGCCUUGCUUCUUUCUGUUGUCGCCAAAGAAUACAAGCACCCCCUUGGCAAGGAAACGCUUGAAGCGAGUCCAGGAGCAUAUUUUCGAAAGCGAGGAGAUGUAUGUACUUGA